AAAAAUUUGGUGACCGAACGGAAACUAACAUCGUAACUAUGGUGACCAACUAUGUUGACAAUCACCGCCUCAAUAUCUCUGGGUCCUGCCACAGCCAAAAAUGAAACUCCAGAAAUCACGUUCACAGUUCACUCGCUGAUUUCCGUAACAUUGCUUUGUGACUCUGUUCAUGGAUCUUUACGAGAAACGGGUAGUCCUACUAACAGGAUGUUCAGGUGGGGGAAUAGGCCACGCGCUGGCCCGUGCAUUCGCCGCCAAGAAUUGUCUAGUGGUGGCCACCGCCCGGUCACUGGCGUCGAUGUCUGAUUUUCAAGAUGACCCACGAUUCUUCCUCCAAGAGCUGGACGUGUCAUCCGGAGAGAGUGUUCGUCACGCGCUGUCGACUACUCUGGAGAAGCUCGGCCGCAUAGAUAUUGUAGUCAAUAAUGCUGGAGUACAGUGCGUUGGUCCUCUUGCUGAGGUCCCUUUAUCCGCAAUUGAACAAACCUUUAAUACUAAUCUUUAUGGUGCAUUGAGAUUAAUCCAAGCCGUGGUCCCUCACAUGGCAUCUAGGAAGAAGGGCAAAGUUGUGAAUAUCGGAAGUGUCACCGUUUUGGCCCCUGUACCAUGGGCAGGUGCUUACACUGCAUCAAAAGCUGCUCUACACGCACUAACUGAUACUUUGAGAUUGGAACUUCGACCCUUUGGAAUUGAUGUGAUUAACAUUGUUCCGGGAGCUAUCAAGUCGAAUAUAGGGAAUUCUGCUUCGGCCAGUUACAGCAAAAUGCCGGAAUGGAAAUUAUACAAGCAGUUUGACGAAGCGAUUCGAGCAAGAGCAAAUUUGUCACAAAGCCUAAAAUCUACCCCUACGGAAGAGUUUGCAGAGAAGACUGUUAAUGUAGUGCUGAAGGAUAAUCCACCUGCUUGGUUCUCUACAGGCCAUUUGUCUACUGCAAUGUCGAUAAUGUACCACUUGCCACUUACGGUUAGAGAUUUUAUUCUCAGGAAAAGAUUUAACUGUUGAGGUACAUUCUACAUUUUUUCUUAUAAUUGGUCCAAGGAUCUUAUUUGUAUAUUAUUAUUAUUUUUGCCCCCAGUAGGUUGACACACCUGAAAAAAGGCAAAAAGUUCUUAUGUUACACAGUUAUAUUGUAAUUCAAAAAUGCUUAUUAGAUGAGGCAGAAACAAAAUGUUAUUUUCUAAACUAAGAUAUGUGUAAUUUGCUCGUGCGUAUGUUCAAAAGAUAGAAUACUCGUGGGUUAAGUGUACAUGAUUACUUGAAUUAUAAUGGUUCUUUGUUUCAAUGUA
Molecule: messenger RNA, 1287 nt
Organism: Olea europaea var. sylvestris
Lineage: Eukaryota; Viridiplantae; Streptophyta; Magnoliopsida; Lamiales; Oleaceae
Product: short-chain dehydrogenase cctT-like
Exons: 3
Coding region: 170-1003 (277 amino acids)
Cellular component (GO): endoplasmic reticulum
Molecular function (GO): oxidoreductase activity
Source: RefSeq, a predicted model, not a curated record